Messenger RNA from Prorocentrum cordatum, 1517 nucleotides. Lineage: Eukaryota; Dinophyceae; Prorocentrales; Prorocentraceae. The record is from the annotation of a GenBank genome assembly.
AUGGCGGCGGCGGCGCUGCUCCGGCAGCGCGGCGGCCGCGUCGUGGUGACCUCGCCGACGCAGGAAGCGACGCUGCAGCUCUUCGAGGCGGCGGCCAGGUGCUUGGAGGGCACACCCGGCGUCGAGAGAGUCGGCCCGUUCCACCUCACCUUCUUGCACAGAGGGUCGCUGGAGUUCGUGUCCCCGGCUGAGCUGCUAGGCGGCGGGGGCGGCCCGGCCCUGCGCGGCGCCGCCCUCCUGCUGGUGGACGAGGCCGCCGGCUUCCCCGUCGACGCGGCGGUGGACAUCCUGUGGCGCGCCCGCCGCGUGGUGAUGUCCACGACGCUGGACGGCUACGAGGGCUCGGGGCAAGGUUUCCUGGUCCGCGUUCUGCCGCGCUUGCGGCAGACGCGCGCCCAGCUGCGCCACGUGCAGCUGCACGAGCCGCUGCGGUGGCGGCGGGGCUGCCCGCUGGAGGCGCUCGCCAACGCCGCGCUGCUGCUCGAGGCGCGGCCGGUCGACGCCGAGGCCGUGGCGGACACGGUCCCGGAGAACGUGGUGUUCGAGGAGUUGGACAGGGGGCAGCUGUGCCAGCCCGACGGCCUGGAGCUGAACAGCGUCUUCGGCCUGCUGAGGGACGGCCACUACAAGACGAGGCCCUCGGACGUCAGCUUCUUCCUCGACUCGCCCGACAUCACGAUGUUCGUCCUGCGCCGCAGCGGCCACAUCGUGGGCCUGACCGUGGUCUCGGUCGAGGAGCCCGUCGACGACCCGCAGGCGGCCGAGGAGCUCUUCCUGCGCCAGCGCAAGAUGGCGCAGAACCUGCUGGCGCAGACGCUGUCCGCGGAGGCCGGCCUCCGGCGGGCGGCGGGGCUCAGGUACGCGCGCGUGCUGCGCCUCUGCGUGCACGCGGCGCUGCAGCGCCGCGGGCUAGGCGCGCGGCUCCUCCAGGAGACGCUGGGGCGCGCGGGGGCCACCGCAGGCGUCGACGCCCUCGGCGCCUGCUUCGGGGCCACGCCGUGGCUCCUGAAGCUGUGGCGCGGCACGGGCGCGCGGCUGGCGUGGCUGGCCCACGGCCGCGACCCGAGCAGCGGGCGCCACAGCGCCGCCGUGCUCGUGCCCCUGUCGGCGGCGGCCGAGGGACUGGCGCAGAGGCUGCAGGAGCGGCUGGCGCUGCGGCUGCCGGAGUUCCUCUGCGGGCCCCUCGCCACGCUGGACGCGAGCACGCUGGCCGAGGUGCUCGCGGCUCUGCCGCCCCCGCGUGGCUGCCCGCCAGAGGGCGGGGCCCCGAGCGAGGAGGACGCGGACGAAGUCUGGAGCUUCGGGCACGGCGCGCGCUCGGCGUCCGUCUGCCGCGACGCGCUGGUGCGUGCCAUGCUCUGCGCGCUGCGCCCGCCCCGGCUGCCUCUGGACACGCGCUCGGAGCAGGUCCUCAUGGAUUUCCUGCAGAAUCGCUCCGCUCCUCGCGACGAGACGCUCGCGCGCCAGGUGGCCCGCAAGCUGCCGUGGGCGGCGGCGCCGCGCGGGGCGGGCGCCAG